GAUAAGUCGGAAUAUCAUUUUUUUAAAUCGACUUAAAGGAAUGCAUUACUGUAACCAGACCAUGGAAACACCUUAUUGUGCGUCCCAAAGCGUAGGGCCGGCAAAUCAGCUUUUCGCGACAUUGUUUCAGGCUUUGCUGACUGCACAAUGUUCAAUCUCACCACCAGAAAUGUGGCCAGAUGGUUAUGGCAAAGUUGCGGUCGGAAAAGAGAAAUUGGAAUAUGAUUUCAUUGUGACUGGAGCUGGAUCGGCUGGUGCAACCGUGGCGAGUCGUUUAAGCGAAAUUAGCCAAUGGAAAAUUCUAUUGCUUGAAGCUGGUGAUAAUCCUCCGGUGGAGUCAGAAAUCGUUGCCCUUUUCGGUUCAAUGAUGCGUUCAAAAUAUGAUUGGAACUUCAAAACUAACGCGAAAACUGCUUGCAAAGGUUUGGUUGGAGGCUGUUUUUGGCCUCGCGGUAAAAUGCUUGGGGGUUCUUCGAGUAUGAACUUAAUGCAGUACGUUCGUGGAUUUGAUCGUGACUUUAAUCGAUGGCGUUCGGAUGGAAACAGUGGCUGGAGCUACGAAGAUGUCUUGCCGUUUUUCAAAAAAUCCGAAUCGAAUCAGUGGAAACCGUUCGUUGAAUAUAGAAACGGAAGGUAUCACGGUAAGUCGGGGCCGAUGAAAGUGAGCUUUUACGGGGGUGAGAGUGCCUUUGGAAAAAUAUUUUAUGAGGCUGGCAUGGAGCGUGGAAUACCGUUCAUUCAAGAUAUCAAUGCUGAAGAACAUUAUGGAUUUUUGAAUGUUCAGGGAACUGUGUUCGAUGGUCGUCGCCAGAGCACUGCAAAGGCAUUUUUGAUUCCUGCCAAGAACCGUACCAACUUGCAUAUCAUCAAAAAUGCGUUUGCCAAAAAGAUACUAAUCAGCAAGAGAAACCGAGCCUAUGGCGUACAAUUCGAUUUGAAUGGGAAAACUUAUGUGGCGUCCGCUCGUAAAGAAGUGAUUUUAUCAGCGGGAACGAUUAUGAGUCCUGUUUUAUUGAUGCAAUCAGGUGUGGGUCCAAGGCAACAUAUGCUACAAAAUAAACUUGAUCUUAAGGUGGAUCUGCCAGUUGGUUCGAAUUUUCUGGAUCACGUGUACUCAAUGCUAUUUUUCGAAUUUAAUCCCACGCCCACGUCACCCACAAUGAAUUUGGAUAACAUUUACAAUUUUGCCAUUCACAACAACGGUCCUCUGUCCACAGCAGGAAUUCAACAACUUCUCUCGUUUGUAAACACCACAGAUUCUUCAAGCUAUCCAGACAUCCAAACCGAAUACCUUUGGCACACCCAAGACUCAUCGUCUCUUCCUAAUUAUAUAAAGCAGCGACAAUUUCGGAAAGAAGUGAGUGAAACAUUGAUGGCAAAAACGAAAAAUCAUAACAUUGGAGUGAUUCUCGUGGUCUUACUGCAACCGAAAUCGACUGGAGAAAUUCUUUUGAAUGGUACGUCGCCCUACAAUCCACCGAUUAUUGAUCCAAAUUACUUCCACGAGUCCGAAGACAUGAAAACAAUGAUUCGAGGCCUACGACAACAGAUUUCCUUUGUAGACACAGAAUCCUAUCGCAAGAACGGCGGCAAAUUGAUUAGAUUCCCAUUGAACGAGUGCGAUAAAUUCGUUUAUCAGUCCGACGAAUAUUUCGAGUGUUACGUUCAGUAUUUUGCCGCAACACUGUAUCACCCAGUGGGGACAUGCAAAAUGGGACGAAAAUCGGAUCCGAGUGCUGUGGUUGAUUCAGAAUUAAAAGUUCAUAAUGUGAGGGGACUCAGAACCAUAGAUGCUUCAAUAAUGCCGUACAUAACAUCCGGGAAUACGAAUGCGCCGACCAUUAUGAUUGCGGAAAAGGGUGCAGAUUAUAUCAAGCGUGAGCACCUGCAACAUUAAUUAUAUCUCUGGCGUAUACACUACCACUAUAUAGGGCACUAGUCUCCAGAUAUGUAUAGUCGAACACAUAUUGUUCUUUCAUUGAUUGACUCUUUUUUGAAUGAAAGAACAAUAGGUAUCCCACUUGUGGUUCAUGUUCGGAGACUGCACUCUACAUAGCAUUGCUCCUAGCAUGACCAUAGCUGAAAUGACAGUAUGCUCUAUGUUUCUUUUGUAAUAUUAAGCGAUAGGCUCGUAUCACUAAAGUGCCUCCGAAUUUGACGCUUGUUAAUGCUAGUAGUAGUGCUGUCCUAUUGAAAAUUGUGAAAAAUUACUUCAAGUCACGGACUUUCGGCUUCAUUGAGAUACGUUUUUAAACGAAAAACCUUACAAAUGAAUUUUGUUAAACUUUUUCUUUCUCGUUUUGGUAAAUUAGCACAAAAAUAUGUGCACUAACAGCCGUACGAUACAAACAUUUUCCACACAAAUCAAAAACAAAAAAAAACUUUACGAAAAGGUUCCGAAAUUAAUUCACUGCACGUACAAUUGCACACCACAUUGAUUUUCGAUUCAGGUCGGCUAUAUUAAAAAGCAAACGACUUACGAAGACUUAAUUAGGAAAUUCGAAUCGCAUUUUAAGUUAAUUGUUUCAAUUUUUGUAAAAAUACCAAAUUAACGCCACACAGAGGUUGAUAAACGUCUUAAUUAGGCUUGUAAAUUGAAUUUGAUUUAGAUUAAAAAAAGAAAAUGUGUCGGUGAUGUGUGUUUCAUGUUGAAAUUAUAUAAGUUGUUUGCAUUUUAUUACAUUUGGGACAUCGAAAGUGUAGUUUAUAGACUGAUUAGAAUUUAUAUUGACUUUUUUCUGUUAUUUAGUAUUCCGAAGCAGUCGC
Bradysia coprophila is the source of this 2766-nucleotide messenger RNA. RefSeq names its product glucose dehydrogenase [FAD, quinone]-like. The record is from RefSeq and is a predicted model, not a curated record. Gene Ontology annotation, molecular function: flavin adenine dinucleotide binding; oxidoreductase activity, acting on CH-OH group of donors. Lineage: Eukaryota; Metazoa; Arthropoda; Insecta; Diptera; Sciaridae.